AUGGAAAUCAAGUACGACUGGACAGGCGCCCUCGUUCCUGGCCCCUCGAAGAACUGGGGACUGGAUGUCAAUCCUUCUUGGCUGAAAGCCAUCGUUCCCCAGGAUCCAGGGUUCCUACUCCUCACAGGAGACAUGUACUAUAUGGCGCUGCCCAGUACAGAUGAGCGCUUAUUGCUUAGUGAAGAGUACCAAUACAAACUCUCGGGCGUCCGGCUUCAGUACGGCAAAGAUAACAUGCCACACGUCAAUGUGCGAGAUCUCGGUGGUGUAGGCGCCAGCGAGGACGACCUGGUGCUGCUGGACGAUGGGAAGCUGGGUCUCCGCGAAGCAAACUCAUCGCGUCGUCUCACCGACGAAAGGGUGAAGCGAAACGUCGAGGUACUCCAAUGCCGUGAUCGCUUCUGCACGGAGGAGUUGGCGAAGCUGCAAGGCGAGAAAGUUGCUCUUAGGGUACCUAGGGUAUCGUCCGACACCCCGUUCCCACGCUUCCAGUACAAAAUGAUGUGGCCAUGUUGA
Messenger RNA from Westerdykella ornata, 516 nucleotides. RefSeq lists its product as uncharacterized. The transcript has a single exon. The record is from RefSeq and is a predicted model, not a curated record. Lineage: Eukaryota; Fungi; Ascomycota; Dothideomycetes; Pleosporales; Sporormiaceae. The coding region runs from base 1 to 516 and encodes 171 amino acids.